This is a messenger RNA of Anopheles cruzii, 383 nucleotides long. RefSeq names its product LYR motif-containing protein 2. The record is from RefSeq and is a predicted model, not a curated record. NCBI's taxonomy places the organism in Eukaryota, Metazoa, Arthropoda, Insecta, Diptera, Culicidae. Gene Ontology annotation, cellular component: mitochondrion. The transcript has 2 exons. The coding region runs from base 36 to 329 and encodes 97 amino acids.
AAGUAGCAUCCCCAGCACACGGGUUGCAGCAGAUCAUGUCGAAAAUUCCUAAAGCCGCACUCAGUUUGAAACAAUUUAUGCUGAGACAAGAGGUGCUGAAGCUGUACCGAACAAUAUUUCGCACCAUAAGCCAAGUGCCAGACACCGCCACCCGGCAGGAGCUGCGCGAAUGGGCCCGGUUCGAUUUUCGCCAAAACAAGCACCAAACAGAUGAGCUAAUCAUCAAGAUGCUAAUGCAGAAUGCCAAUCGAAGCCUAAAGGAAUUGCAAACUAGCCUCCAACUGAGCGGAACAUCAUCUGCACCGAACGCAACUGAACGGAGCCGCUAGUGGGAUGUGUUUUAGAUUUUAUCGUUGCAUUACACACUAUUGUACAGUUCAAUA